AUCAAACACCCGCUGCUUCACUUUAUUCACCACGCAUUACCAGCUCAUCGCCACUGGAGUCACCUUUCUUCUCCGCCGCGCAUGGCGUAGUUCAAACACAUCCCGCGCUGGGCAACAGCAAUUCGUUACCGUUAAAUGGCAAUAGUUUGGGUAGUGGCGGUGUGUCGAGUACGCUCAGCGUUGGCAGUGGUUACCUGAAUUCUCGUGGCAAUUUGCCAAAAUUCAAUACACAACGCUACCCACAAAUUGCGAAUACCGUAGUCGAUCCGAAUCCACAGUCGCCAUUCCGUCAUUUAGAUUUCUCCACCAGUGCCACCGCCGAACUGAGGCGUAAUCCAACAUUAUCGGCGCCAGAUGAGUGUGCGCGCGCCUGUCGUGAAGGUGAACCGCCACGUAUUUGCUACUAUCACUUCACCA
Molecule: messenger RNA, 417 nt
Organism: Rhagoletis pomonella (apple maggot)
Lineage: Eukaryota; Metazoa; Arthropoda; Insecta; Diptera; Tephritidae
Exons: 1
Source: RefSeq, a predicted model, not a curated record